GCGAGAGCCAACGGUUUAUCGCUGGCGCUCAAGCCGUGCGUCGAGAGAGCACUCAUCAUUUUUUGAAGACAAGAACGAUGGCUUUGACCAAGGAACAACACGAUGAACUCUGCGUCGCCUACGCGUCCAUGAUCCUCUUCGACGGCGAAGCCGAGAUCACGUCGGAGGCCCUCUCGAACGUCAUCGUCGCCUCGGGCAACGAAGUCGAGCCCUACUGGCCCAUGCUCUUCGCCAACCUCCUCUCGCAGGACGGCAAGAUGCUCGAGCUCAUCACGUCGGGCGGCCCGUCGUCGGGUGCCGCUGCCCCGGCUGCCGCUGGCGCUGCCGCCCCGGCCGCCGCUGCUGCCGACAAGAAGGAAGAGAAGAAGGAAGAAGAAGAGGCUGACCUCGGCGGUGGCAUGGACAUGUUCGGCGGUGGCUCGGACUAUUAAG
Molecule: messenger RNA, 432 nt
Organism: Saprolegnia parasitica CBS 223.65
Lineage: Eukaryota; Oomycota; Saprolegniomycetes; Saprolegniales; Saprolegniaceae
Exons: 1
Coding region: 78-431 (117 amino acids)
Biological process (GO): cytoplasmic translation
Cellular component (GO): cytosolic large ribosomal subunit
Molecular function (GO): structural constituent of ribosome; ribonucleoprotein complex binding; protein kinase activator activity
Source: RefSeq, a predicted model, not a curated record